Numida meleagris (helmeted guineafowl) is the source of this 1884-nucleotide messenger RNA. It is a transcript of the gene TMEM140, whose product is annotated as transmembrane protein 140. The transcript has 4 exons. The record is from RefSeq and is a predicted model, not a curated record. Lineage: Eukaryota; Metazoa; Chordata; Aves; Galliformes; Numididae. Bases 1 to 948 code for a protein of 315 amino acids.
AUGGGUGAUGCAAGCAUCAGUGUCACAACACCCACUCCACAGCUACAGAUGGUCAUCUCUACAGAAGUAUCCCAAAGAAACAAACUUCUCUUGGCCCCCACAGCUGCCCAAGCCACACUAGCAGCACAAUUCCCAUUACCCGGGAGCGGGGCUGCACCGCUGGGAAAGGACAAACAGGUCCUGAGACAACAUGAAGCAGCAGCUUGCAGGAAGGCACUGAGGACAGCCUGCACUUCUGGGAAAUCGGCAGACAGUCCCUUUCACCAAGCUACCAGCCAGAGGAGCGAGGAAGGCGGCGGCUCAAGUGUCCCCACAGCGGGAUUCACCAUGGUACCAAGUGAGCACGUAGGCCAUGGAACGGCUCUGCUGUGCUGCAGGUACACGGGGUGCCUGCUCUGUGCACUCACCAUCCUGGAGGUUGUCGGGACCUUGGGACUGAUGAUCUAUGCACUGCUGGUGGAAGCAGGGAACCUGGUCAACCUCCCUAACAAACGUAUUGGCUUUUACAACUUCUGCCUGUGGAAUGAGACAGCCAGGGAGCUGCAGUGCCUGCAACCCUACCAUCUGCAGGCCAUGGGCAUCAGCUGGCUGGGAAUGGCACUGGCAAGGGUUUGCGUCUACAUCUGCCCGGUCAUCAGCUUCUUCUACCCCCUUUUCCUUGCAAAUAUGAGGUGCGUAGACAAGGUAAAGGGCUGGAGGGUAUUGCUCAUCAUACUUGUCAUCAAAAUGUUACUCCUGUCUGGAGGCCUGGGUAUAUUUCUCCUACAAACCUCACCGUGGAUUAACCCCUCUGAUUUCACCGGGGGAUUUCUGGCACUGGUUGGGACUCUGGCUCUGAUUCUGCUCCAGAUUCUCACUGUCAUUAUGUACACCAUCUGGGCCAACCACACCAACUCACGUCAAAGCCCUUUCACUGAGGAGGCCUUGCCCAUUAAAAUUUGGAAAUGAAGAUGUGAGAUGAUGUGAUUUAGAGCAGUAAUCAUGCUACAGCUUUAAUCACUGGCAAGCUCCUUUGUCCAAGUGCUCACAUCCAGUGCCCUGGUUUCAGCAGGGACAGAGUUGAUUUUCUUCACUGUCUGCUAUGAUGCUGUUUUGGCUUUGAGAUAAAAAAAAAAAAAAACUGAUAACAUAGCAAUGUUUCGGUUGUUGCUGAGCAGUGCUGUGCAGACUUAAGGAUGUUUCAGCUUCUCAUCUUCUCAUGCUGCCCUGCCAGCAAGGGGGACUGAGGGGACACAAGGAGCUGGGAGUGAACAGAACUAGGACAGCUGCCCUAAACUGGCCAAAGGGUUAUCACAUACUAUAAAAUCCUGUGGAAAACUUCUAAAAACAUUUCAGUUUCUCAAGUACGGGUGCAUCAUUUGCAGCCAGAACUUGGGAAAGCUUGCCAAAGAGGGUGUGGAAUACAUCAGAGGACAGAUUGUCCUAACCAUUCUGUGCAAGCCUAGGCAAGUUGCCCUGCUGCAAGAGAGGCCUACAUGACCAGCGUGAUAAGGGACAGGGGUGGCUACAACCUCCAGCUAAACUGGAGGAUGAAUAGAUACAGAUGUGCUUUGCAUCUUGUGAUAAGUAUUGUAGUGGGAUAUAAACAAACAUUUAACUGAUGACUUGCUGUUGUUUCACCUUAAUUUAACCCAAGGGAACUUCAAAACCUCAGCAACUCUGAUCUGUUCAGGUAACGACACAUGACAACAUGUGAAAAAACUUAAAAACUGAAGCAGGAAGAUGGCCAGGGGGACAGCUGCUGCUUGGGGACUGCCUGGGCAGUGGUCACCAGGAAGAAAGGAAUUGCACUGUACAUAACUUGUUUUGUAAAUACGUAUUACUGUCAUUACUAUUAUUUUCCUUUCAUUUUCUGUCUUAGUAAAUAAUUUUUUUUUUGUAUCA